Molecule: messenger RNA, 1272 nt
Organism: Pieris macdunnoughi
Lineage: Eukaryota; Metazoa; Arthropoda; Insecta; Lepidoptera; Pieridae
Source: the annotation of a GenBank genome assembly
AUGCGAUUUACUUUCCUCACAUCAGAUAAACUGGACAGUUCGUUUUCGCGGUCUCGCUCCAGCAGCAUGUCCAGCCUCGAAAACAUCUCGCAAGAAGGCAUACAGUGUCUAGCUUUUGCCGACAGUUACAUCAAAAAGUCAGAUCCUACUUUGUCAGUUCCGACGCUGUGGAUAGGAACGACACUGGGAUCGGUGAUUACCAUGACGAUUAAUCUACCCGAGGCUGAUCUGAGGCAUACACAGCCCGUCAUCGUAUCGACAAGUGGUGGUCCAAUUUUUAGGCUAAAAGGGUCAAUAUUAACAAUGUCUUUUCUCGACUGUAAUGGUGCUUUAAUCCCAUAUUCAUACGAAAGCUGGAAGGACGAUAAUAAAGAUAGUCGUGAACGUCGUGAGAGGACCCCGACGAAGCAGAGCUCGUCCGGCAGCGGGCACGGCAGCCAUACCAGCCCGAUUCCGCAGGAGGCAGCUGACCGACAGUUUGUGGUGGUGGCGUCAGAAAAGCAAGCGCGUGUGGUGGCGUUGCCCAGCCAGAACUGUGUCUAUCGCCAACAGAUCGUCGAAUCCGACUUUGUUGUCAAGGCAGAGAUUGUCAGCUUAAAAGAUAGCGUGUGCCUUGUAUGCUAUCUAUCGACGGGUCACCUUGUAGCCUACAGUCUGCCUUCGUUGAGGCCGCUCCUACACGUUGACUUUUUGCCGCUUUCAGAACUCAGCUUCCAGACACAGUCCAAACAGAGGGGUAUCGUAGACCCUAUGCUCUCCAUUUGGGGCCAACAACUCAUUGUAAACGAGGACACGGACCAGAUAGCGAAGACGUUCUGCUUUAGCAACCGCGGGCAUGGACUCUACCUGGCUUCGCCCACUGAAAUACAGAAGUUUACUAUUGACACGGAGUUUUGCCAACAAUUAACCGAAAUGAUGGGAGAGUUAUUCCUGCCGCGCGACAUGCCGGAACCUCCUAAAGAGAGCUUCUUCCGAGGACUUUUUGGUGGUGGAAUUCGGCCACUCGACCGAGAGGAGUUGUUCGGCGAGAGCAGCGGCAAGCCCAACCGCACCGUGGCUAAGCACAUCCCCGGCUGCGAGGGUGUGGCGGCUCGGGCAUCGGCAGCGACAGGGGAGAUAGCGCGGGCGCAUCAGCUCGUGGUGGAGCGAGGUGACAAGUUGUCUCAGCUGGAGGACAAGGCCGAGCGCAUGAACACGGAGGCCGCGGCCUUCUCGUCGUCGGCGCACCAGCUCAUGCUCAAGUACAAGGAUAAGAAGUGGUACCAGCUGUGA